Messenger RNA from Nicotiana tabacum (common tobacco), 1017 nucleotides. The record is from RefSeq and is a predicted model, not a curated record. Lineage: Eukaryota; Viridiplantae; Streptophyta; Magnoliopsida; Solanales; Solanaceae.
AAAUGACUGAAUUAUCCUCAAGCUUUUUUGAAAAGACACUAAGCAAACACGUCGAAAAACGUUCGUUAAGGCGUGGCUUAUCAAAAAGAGAUGGGAGUACAAAUAGUCGCUGAAGUAUCCACGGGCAAUUCGGUUCAGUUUUUGAUACAGAAAACAAUGAUGCAAACAUCCAAUUCUCCGGCGUCUUCCUUCAGACAUACAAUUAUGCCUUCACUGCCCCAAUUGCUUUCGGGUCGGAUACUCCAUUUUGCAAAGCUCUCUGCAACUUCUUCUUAUGAGUCCCAUUCCACUGAAAAGGUCAAAUUUCCAAAGAAAAUCAGCCGAAAACCAGGCAGUCCUCCAAGGAAAACACAGAAGCUGAAUUUGGAAGUUUCUCCUCAUAGAGCUGUGUCUGCGGUAAGAUUGAUGCGCAUAGAGCUGGGCGGUGCAUUUGCUGAUCUUCUGAAUGAGCAAGGGAAGGGUUCAGGGGAUAAUGAAAUGGGAUAUGUUGAAAGAACUCUUGGAUUUCGCACUCGUCACUUAGAAGACAGAGAUUUAAGACUGGUCACGGAGAUUGUUGGAGGUACCAUUCGCUGGAGAAGAUAUCUUGAUCACUUGAUUCUUUCGUUAUGCCACGAUGAGAGUACAUUCAGAAGCAUGGAACCUCUUCUAUUACAGAUUCUUCGAAUUGGUUUCUAUGAGAUCACCAAGUUAGAUAUGCCACCAUAUGCUGUUGUAGACGAGGUACGUUUAGUUCAUUAUUUUGGUCUACAAUGGCUGUUCUAUUUUGAUUUAGUUAUUCUGAUGAAGCUCAUUUGUCGUCUGUCAAGAAAGAUGGACGUGAAUUUAUAUUCUGGGGAACCUAGGCAGCUGAUGGUAUAACUACUUACCACCUUUGAGCUUGCAUGGAGCCUUGUCGCAAUUUUGGAGGAAGUGAGGGAAAAGAAAAGGAAAAAAAGAUGCUUGGUGAUUGGUGAGGUUGUUCUAGUGGCAAGAGCACUCCACUUUCAAUCAAGAGGUUGGAAGUUUGAGUCGCAA